CUUGCGCAAGCCGACCGGUCCGCAGGCAAGCCAAAACAAAACAUUAUUUUGUGCGAACUUUGUGUUGUUCAACUGUUAUAGAUUCGCAUAUAAAUUCUUCUUCUAAUAAAAAUAUAAUUUUGAAGUAAUCUGUAAAUUGCUAACGUAGAAUGUAUGUAUCAGUGUAAGUGUAAGUGCAAUUUGGCGUUAUUUACCAAACUUGUUUUUUAGAUUUUAUUAUUAUUCUAAGAUUUAUAUCAAAAUGUCCUAGACGUAUUGUGGGCGCUCGGGCGCAACCGGGUCAGUCUGCAUCGCAGUCUGCCAACAGGAAAACAUCAUGUCCUUCAGCGUGAUCUUGCUGUUAGGUAUUCUUCUCACUUGCGAAGGACUCGAACAAUCAAGUCAAAACUGGCAUCAUCUUCCACCAGCAUUAUUUGGCUCCUCUGUCAAUGCAACUUCACGACACAACGACAACGUAAUUCGACCCAGUCCAAUAAAUGUGACUACAGAAGAGCUUAAGAAACUUCGUUGGCCACAAACCGUCUUAGACGACUAUGCUGACUACAUGUUACGAAAUUAUACGACUACAAUGGAUCAGACACAAAAAAAUCUAAAUUAUGCCCAGAAUCAAAUGAAACAUAAUCAUGUCGCAACUCAUGUCUUCAGUACAGAAGGUAUCCCCAGCAACUGGAAUAUUACAACUUCAGUACAUCGUCCUUUAACUGACGGUGAACAAGUUUCCCUUAAAAAUCGGGAUUCUCUUCGAGUAUCCCCACCCAAAAGUAAUAAUUUGACAGGAGGCUAUCAACCUGGCAUAAACAAUUUGGUAGGAGGCGAGAAACUAACGUCAGUUCAAGCCCCCUUUCUGCAGUGGCACGUGGGAGUAUACAGCAAGGAGUUUGAGCCCUAUAUGCAGAUAUGCGGAGGAACACUAGUCACCACAAAAGCUGUCAUAUCAGCGGCACACUGUUUCUGGAGUGACGUGGGCGGCGCGCUGCCUGCCUCGCGGUUUGUAAUAGCGGCCGGCAAGCUCUACCGGCCCUGGACCGACAAUCACGAUCUUCAUGCACAGAAGUCAGAAGUUUCCGCUGUACAACUACCGCCGCGGUUCCAUGGCGCGGUCACCAGCUUCCAAGACGACAUCGCCGUGGUGUUGCUGGCUACGGCGUUUACGCACUCGCCCGCCCUCCGCCCGCUCUGCGUACUAUUCGACGAAUAUCUUGAACACACCAAUCUCCGAAAUGGAAAACAGGGCGUUGUACUGGGCUGGGGCCUGACUGCAGAGAACGGCCCGCCGGCGCAAGCGCUGCAGUACUUAUACAUGCCGUACGUGCCCAUCGAGGAGUGUGUCGCCAGCACGGAGCCCAACUUCCUCAAGUACAUUACCAGUGAUAAGAUCUGCGCAGGCGUCACUACCGGGAAGGCGCUGUGCCGCGGCGACAGCGGUGGCGGACUGGUGUUCUUCGAUCUUUCCACCGGCGACCGGGUACCGCUCCUGUUUGGAGUGGCCUCCACCGCUCCGCGUAACGAGCACCUCUGCAACACGCACGCCCGCGCCACGCUCACGCGCGUGCUCGCACACCGCGUCUUCCUACGCACGCAUAUACCAGACAUAGAGGAAACAUGCAUGAAAAACUAUGUUAGUUUUGCAAGCGAUAUCGAGGCCAAUUUGUUAGAAGAUAGAACGGCAGCGACGCAUCAGCCACCACCAGCUAGAACGAAAUUAAUUUGCAACUGCUACUGUAAUAAUUCCACGAAACCUUAAAUACGUACCAAAUUGCCAACCAA
Messenger RNA from Cydia pomonella (codling moth), 1767 nucleotides. RefSeq names its product proclotting enzyme-like. The coding region runs from base 317 to 1744 and encodes 475 amino acids. The record is from RefSeq and is a predicted model, not a curated record. Gene Ontology annotation, biological process: proteolysis. The transcript has 6 exons. NCBI's taxonomy places the organism in Eukaryota, Metazoa, Arthropoda, Insecta, Lepidoptera, Tortricidae. Gene Ontology annotation, molecular function: serine-type endopeptidase activity.